Messenger RNA from Danio rerio (zebrafish), 1027 nucleotides. It is a transcript of the gene atg10, whose product is annotated as ATG10 autophagy related 10 homolog (S. cerevisiae). Gene Ontology annotation, molecular function: ubiquitin-like protein transferase activity. The record is from RefSeq and is marked validated. Lineage: Eukaryota; Metazoa; Chordata; Actinopteri; Cypriniformes; Danionidae.
CCGCGCUCAGGAUCCCGGAAGUGGCCGUGUGAGAUCAUGAUGACCGGUGAGAGAAAGCCUGCAUCAUGUUUUCUGGAUGAAAAGACCUUCCGGCUUUGCUGUCGGCUUUUUCUCCAGCACUCGGAGAGCAUCCAGGACGGCUGGAUCUGGGAGCAGAUCAAGGGCUCUGAUGAAGGCUUCAUGAAGAAGACUGUGCUCAUCCCUGUAAAAUCUAGCCUUUUGGACAAACAGCAUGAGUCUAUACAGGCUGAAAACACUGAACUUCCGACAGACGACUUUGAGGCAGACGCUGAGGAUGAAACGGCUGGAGUUGAUGCGGUGUGUGAAAGUCAUGCUGUGCUGCGCUAUGAAUACCACGUUCUGUAUUCCUGCAGCUAUCAGAUCCCCGUCCUCUAUUUCAGAGCAUCAGCGUUAGAUGGGCGCUCGCUUUCUCUGGAGGAGGUGUGGAGCAACGUUCAUCCAAACUACAGACAGAGGCUGAAGCAGGAGCCCUGGGACACACUGACACAGCAGGAACAUCCACUACUUGGCCAGCCGUUUUUCAUGCUUCAUCCAUGUCGCACAGAGGAGUUCAUGAAACCCGCUCUGGAAUUAGCACAUGCUCAAAACAGGAAGGUGAACUAUAUUGUGAGCUGGCUCAGUGUUGUGGGUCCUGUCGUCGGCCUGGACGUCCCGUUGAGCUUCAGCACUGCCGUUUCUGCUCCAGAUUAAAUUGUCUUUCUGUCAUCCUGAUCUGAUCUUCAGUUUCCAGAGGACCUGCAGAGCUAACCUGUGGUGAAUCUGCAGAAACGGUUUAUCAUUAACCAGCAUCAACCGUCUCUACAUGGUUAAACUGGUAAAGAGUUGUGCAGGAACAUUCAGCACAUGUGCACAAACCAGCUCAGACUUUCUUAGUGAAGUGUAAACACAUGGACUGUCAGCGUGUCGUUCAUCAGGGAUGCUUUCAAAUGAUCCAAAGUAACAGUAAAGAUGUUUUAAUGUUACAAAAGAUUACAUGUCCUAUAAAUAAAUGCUGUUUUUAGGCUGA